Trichomonas vaginalis G3 is the source of this 280-nucleotide messenger RNA. Its product is annotated as phage tail repeat-like family. The transcript has a single exon. The annotation marks the transcript as partial. The record is from RefSeq and is a predicted model, not a curated record. Gene Ontology annotation, molecular function: site-specific DNA-methyltransferase (adenine-specific) activity. NCBI's taxonomy places the organism in Eukaryota, Parabasalia, Trichomonadida, Trichomonadidae.
AUGAAUUUUACAAAACCACCGUUACCGUUCUUUGGAAAUAAGAGUAGAUGUAAAGAUAUUAUAUUGAGAGAACUUAAGAAACUACCGAAUGGUCUAACAUUUGUAGAUUUGUUCGGUGGAAGUUUCUAUAUAUCCCAUUUAUGUCAUACAAUAUUCCCAGACUCAAAGAUUAUAUGCAAUGACUUCGACAACUAUAUGGACCGUCUCAAACAUAUACCAGAUACAAACAAUAUAUUGAAAGAGUUAAAAGAAAAGAUACCUAUAGGUAAGAUGGAACGUA